Budorcas taxicolor (takin) is the source of this 498-nucleotide messenger RNA. RefSeq names its product cathelicidin-7-like. Gene Ontology annotation, biological process: innate immune response; antimicrobial humoral immune response mediated by antimicrobial peptide; defense response to Gram-negative bacterium. The transcript is spliced from 4 exons. Gene Ontology annotation, molecular function: lipopolysaccharide binding. Gene Ontology annotation, cellular component: extracellular region. The record is from RefSeq and is a predicted model, not a curated record. NCBI's taxonomy places the organism in Eukaryota, Metazoa, Chordata, Mammalia, Artiodactyla, Bovidae. Bases 1 to 498 code for a protein of 165 amino acids.
AUGGAGACCCAGAGGGCUGGCCUCUCGCUGGGACGGUGGUCACUGUGUCUCCUGCUGCUGGGACUAGUGCUGCCCUCGGCCAGGGCCCGGGCAUUCAGCUACAGGGAGGCCGUGCUUCGUGCUGUGGAUCAGUUCAAUGAGAGGUCCUCAGAAGCUAAUCUCUACCGCCUCCUGGAGCUAGACCCGCCUCCCGAGCAGGACGCGGAGGACCGGGGAGCACGAAAGCCUGUGAGCUUCAGGGUGAAGGAGACUGUGUGCCCCAGGACGAGCCAGCAGCCCGUGGAGCAGUGUGACUUCAGGGAGAAUGGGCUGGUGAAACAGUGUGUGGGGACAGUCACUCGGUACUGGAUCAGGGGUGACUUCGACAUCACCUGUAAUGAUAUUCAGAGUGUGGGGCUAUUCCGCCGGCUGCGGGACUCACUCCGAAGAGGUGGGCAGAAAAUCCUCGAAAAAGCAGAGAGAAUUGGUGACAGAAUCAAAGAUACCUUCAGGGGAUGA